UCGUACUUGCGCCGGCGAUAUGAAGGCUCAAUAUCCAAUAUCCAGGUGGUAGAGAAGGAGGACCUUGACAUGAAAAAUCACCUUUCGGGAAUGAAGCGAUCCAUGUUGAAGGUGAGUUUCCCUACUGUACAGCAACUGAUGGAGGUUAAGUCGGAUCUCAUGCCAGCGAUUGAGCGCAAUCAAGCCAAGCAAGCAGCCGCAGAAGCGUAUGAGACGCUCCAACGGAGCCUGAACCAGGGUAGGGAUCAACAUACACGGGUACAAGAUUAUCUGGACCAGAUUGUUGAGAUGCGAGAGUUUGAUGUGCCAUAUCAUGUCCGCUUCGCCAUCGAUAUGGAUGUUCGAUGUGGGCAGUGGUUCACUGUAUCGUCAGAUGAAGGCCAAAUGAAAAUGGAGAGACGUGCCGAUAUUCUGCAGCGAGCUGAGCUUCGGAUAUGCGCCUUUGAUAUCGAAACGACGAAGCUGCCGUUGAAGUUUCCUGAUGCAUCAUACGAUCAAGUCAUGAUGAUUUCAUACAUGAUCGAUGCGCAAGGCUAUCUCAUUAUCAAUCGUGAGGUGGUCGGUGAGGAUAUCGAGGACUUAGAGUACACCCCCAAGCCGGAGUUCCCGGGCCCAUUCAAAGUCUUCAAUGUUGCAAAUGAGAGAGCUGUGCUUCGGAAAUGGUUUGAUCACAUGAGGGAGCUCAAGCCUGGUGUAUAUGUGACGUAUAACGGUGACUUUUUUGAUUGGCCUUUCAUAGAAACCCGUGCUAAGGUGCAUGGGAUGACGAUGUACGAUGAGAUUGGGUUUCGUCACGACGCCAAGGCCGGCGAGUGCCGUAGUAAAUGCUGUUGUCACUUGGAUGCCUUUGCUUGGGUGAAAAGAGACAGUUACCUUCCUCAGGGAAGUCAAGGUCUUAAGGCAGUGACGAAGGCCAAGCUUGGUUAUGAUCCAUUGGAGGUCAACCCAGAGGAUAUGGUUCAGUUUGCAAUAGAGCAGCCUCAGAUGAUGGCGUCUUACUCGGUCUCCGAUGCCGUUGCGACUUAUUACUUGUACAUGACUUACGUGCAUCCAUUCAUUUUCUCACUGGCGACCAUUAUCCCCAUGCCACCGGAUGAAGUGCUGCGCAAAGGCUCAGGGACACUUUGUGAAAUGCUGCUCAUGGUGCAGGCGUUUAAGGCGAACAUCGUCUGUCCAAAUAAGCACCUGAGCAGCGUAGAGAAGAUAUACAAUGGCCAUCUUCUCGAAAGUGAAACAUAUAUUGGGGGCCAUGUUGAAUGCCUUGAAAGCGGUGUCUUUCGAUCAGAUAUUCCCACACGUUUCAGGCUGGAUCCACGAGGCUAUGAGUACCUUUUGGACAAUCUUGACAGGGAUUUGCAAUAUGCAAUAACAGUUGAAGGCAAGAUGGAACUUUCUUCUGUCCUGAAUUAUGAGGAGGUGAAAUCAGAGAUUAAGGCAAAGCUCGAGGCCCUGCGGGACACUCCAAAUCGGGAGGAAUGCCCACUGAUAUACCAUCUUGAUGUGGCCGCAAUGUACCCUAAUAUUAUCCUCACCAACAGGCUUCAGCCUCCCUCUAUUGUCACAGAUGAUGUAUGUGCUGCCUGCGACUUCAACAGGCCAGAGAAAACAUGCUUGCGGAAGCUUGAGUGGGUUUGGCGAGGAGAGACAUUUAUGGCAACAAGAAGUGAGUAUGUUCAUCUGAAGAAUCAGAUCGAGUCAGAGCAAUUUCCCUCGUUAACUGACGGUGGCCCUCCAAGAUUUUUCCGAGACCUUGAUAGCGAGCAGCAGAGCUCAAAACUGAAGGACCGGUUGAAGAAGUAUUGCCAAAAGGUAUACAAAAGAGUGCUUGAUAAGCCGACCACUGAGCACCGUAUCGCUGGCAUCUGUAUGAGAGAGAACCCUUUCUAUGUGGAUACUGUCAAGAGUUUUCGUGAUCGUAGGUAUGAGUACAAGGGCCUAAACAAGGUGUGGAAAGGAAAGCUUGCUGCUGCCAAGGCUAGCGGAAGCCAGAUCAAGACACAAGAAGCUGCGAGGAGCCCGCUGAUUGGUAAACCAUUGGAACUGGACACAGAUGGUAUUUGGUGUGCUUUGCCGGGCUCUUUCCCAGAAAACUUCACGUUCAAAACCAGUAAUGAGAAGAAGAAGUCUUUGACCAUCUCGUAUCCGUGCGUUAUGCUGAACGUUGAUGUUGCAAGGAACAACACGAACGACCAGUAUCAGACCUUGAUCGAUCCAGUCAGACAUAUCUAUAAGACAAGCAGUGAGUGUUCCAUUGAGUUUGAAGUCGAUGGACCAUACAAGGCAAUGAUUCUUCCAGCCUCAAAAGAAGAGGGCGGUGUAAUCAAGAAGCGAUAUGCAGUGUUCAACCAUGAUGGUACACUUGCCGAACUGAAAGGGUUCGAGGUGAAGCGAAGGGGAGAGCUGAAGCUCAUCAAGGUGUUCCAGUCGGAGGUGUUUGAGAAUUUUCUGGGGGGUACAACACUUGAGGAGUGUUAUGAUGCAGUCGCUGCUGUUGCGAACCGAUGGUUGGACAUGCUGGAGGAUUUUACCCGCUAACAUUAGAUAUUGAAUCAUUAUUGUAGCUGUCAGGCAAUGAAACUUGCAACGUGUG
Chara braunii is the source of this 2590-nucleotide messenger RNA. The record is from the annotation of a GenBank genome assembly. NCBI's taxonomy places the organism in Eukaryota, Viridiplantae, Streptophyta, Charophyceae, Charales, Characeae.